Messenger RNA from Henningerozyma blattae CBS 6284, 588 nucleotides. RefSeq names its product polyamine acetyltransferase (gene PAA1). Gene Ontology annotation, molecular function: aralkylamine N-acetyltransferase activity. NCBI's taxonomy places the organism in Eukaryota, Fungi, Ascomycota, Saccharomycetes, Saccharomycetales, Saccharomycetaceae. Gene Ontology annotation, cellular component: cytoplasm. The coding region runs from base 1 to 588 and encodes 195 amino acids. The transcript has a single exon. The record is from RefSeq and is a predicted model, not a curated record.
AUGUCCUCAAAUACUACUCUACCUUUACAUAUGUAUAUCAGACCAUUGACUAUUGAAGAUGCUAAACAAGUUAGUGAUUUAGAAACAGAAGGGUUCCCAGCAAAUGAAAGAGCUUCUUUGGAAAACAUUAAAUACCGUUUAAAUACUUCUCCCGAAUUAUGCUCAGGUCUUUUUAUUAGAAAUUUCGAAUCAGACAGUAUCACUAUUAAAGAUGAAACCUUAAUAGGUCAUAUAUUAGGAACCAAAAUUAAUACUCCUACAAAAUUUAUUACUUUAGAGUCAAUGAAAGUAGGUAAUCACAUCGAAUCAAGUGAUACAAUUGCCAUUCAUUCUGUAGUAAUUGCUCAAAAAUAUCAAAAGAAAAACUUAGCAACUUUAUUAUUAACUGAUUAUAUCCAAAAAUUAAGUAACCAAGAAAUCGGUAAUAAAAUCGUUAUAAUUGCUCACGAACAUUUAGUACCAUUCUAUGAAAGAGUAGGAUUCCAAUUGCAUGGUGAAAAUACAGAUGUCGUUAAUGAUUCAACUUUUGCGUCUUCCAAAUGGAUGGAUAUGGCAAGAGAGUUGAUUAAAGAAGAAUACGACAGUUAG